Molecule: messenger RNA, 1728 nt
Organism: Rhodotorula graminis WP1
Lineage: Eukaryota; Fungi; Basidiomycota; Microbotryomycetes; Sporidiobolales; Sporidiobolaceae
Exons: 5
Coding region: 4-1728 (574 amino acids)
Cellular component (GO): mitochondrion
Molecular function (GO): metal ion binding
Source: RefSeq, a predicted model, not a curated record
GUCAUGCGACGCUCUACCUGGACGGUGCAGGUGUGCUGCAUCUUGCCCGUGGUGAUGACGGUGCCCUUGAGCUCGAGGCCCUUUGCGAGGGUGUACUUUGAGGCCGGUGGAGGAAGGGACGAGGUCGAGGCGGACGACACGAGGCGGGACGACGAGGGAGAGCACGAGCAGGGGAGGAAGGAGCGCGACAGUGGCCGUGCGGUGGCAGAGAUAGACCUGAGCAUGGCUGCGGUGGUCACCACCCUCGCAAACGGCGUCCGCGUCGCGUCCGACCCGACCCCGGGUCACUUCGUCGCAGCCGGCGUCUACGUCGAUGCCGGCAGUAGGUACGAGAGCGCUCGCACCCGCGGCGCAGCACACAUGACGGACCGCCUCGCCUUCAAGAGCACCGCGAGCCGCUCGGCAGAAGAGAUGACGCGCGAGAUCGAGCAGCUCGGCGGCCAGUUCAUCUCGUCGUCGUCGCGCGAGACGAUCCUGUACCAGGCGUCGACCUACACCCACUCGCUCCCCUCGGUCCUCUCGAUCCUGUCCGACACGGUCCUGCACCCGCAAAUCACCCAGGAGGAGCUCGACAUCCAGCGCGACGCCGCCCUGUGGGAGGUCGGCGAGAUCAAGACCAAGCCCGACAUGAUCCUCCCCGAGCUCCUCCACGAGACGGCCUUUGCCAACAACACGCUCGGCAACCCGCUCCUGUGCCCCGAGGACCGCCUCGAGGCCAUGACGCCCGACGUCAUCCAAGGGUACAUGCGCACCUGGUACCGCCCCGACCGCCUCGUCGUCGCCGCCGCCGGUGUCGAGCACGACGCGCUCCUCGAACUCGCCGACCGCCACUUUGGCAGCGUCAAGCCCGUCGCGUCGUCCACCUCUCCUUCCACCUCGACCACCUCCUCCUCCUCUUCCGCACCUCGACCCGCAUCCGCCUCCCCCUCUGCACCCUUCUCGACCUCUGCCCCUUCCCCCGCCACCGUCUCGUCCUCGUCGCCCGACGUCGAGUCGUUCGAGUACCUGUCGACGGCCCCAGCACGGUACACCGGCGGUCAGCUCCUGAUCGAGGACGGCGAGCAAGAGUUCACGCACGUCUACGUCGGGUACGAGGGCCUGAGCAUCCACGACGAGGACAUCUACGCGCUCGCGACGCUCCAGGUCCUGCUCGGAGGCGGCGGCUCCUUCUCGGCCGGCGGGCCGGGCAAGGGCAUGUACUCGCGCCUGUACACGAGCGUUCUCAACCAGUACCACGCCGUCGACUUCUGCUCGGCGUUCCACCACUGCUACCUCGACAGCGGCCUGUUCGGGCUCUCGAUCUCGGUCCACCCGUCGUUCCUGUUCCGCACGCCCGAACUCAUCGCGCAGCAGCUCGACGCCGUCACGCGGCCCAUGGGCGGCGGGAUCGGCGAGACCGAGUUGAGGAGGGCGAGGAACCAGCUCAAGAGCAGCUUGGCCAUGGCGCUCGAGAGCCGCAUGGUCCAGGUCGAGGACCUCGGGCGCCAGGUCCAGGUGCACGACCGCAAGAUCUCGAUGCCCGAGAUGUCGGCCCUGAUCGACCGCGUCACGCUGUCGGACCUGUUCCGCGUCGCGAACCGCGUCCUGCGGCCCUCGACGUCGGCGCUCGUCGGCGACCGAAAGCGCAACGGCGAGCCGACCGUCGUCGUGCAGGGGCAGCUGCGGGGCCUGCCCGACGUCCGGGACGCGCUGCGCAGGAGGGGACUGGCGGGGAGCGCGAGCUCGUGA